AUUUCACGGACCCUUCACAUGAGAUGUCAGGAGACAUGGGUGCUCCGUGGAAACUGGGGGCACUAGGGGGUCAUCUUCCUCUAUCUACUGGUUGACCACCACCCACCCUGAGAGCCUGUUUGAGGAGGUUCACGUGGUAACAGGCCAGUGGCCCCCAGUGUCAUGCAGUUUUCAAAGGGCGCCUGAGCCUUAGAAGAGACUUGGGAGAGCAGAAACCCCAGGUGGGAAGGAGGGGGUCCAGAUCUCAGGGGGACCGACCUAGACCUCCCAGAUGCCUCCCCGCUUUGAGAUUCUGAGAAGGUCCGGGCUAUGUCGCCAGUUUCCAAACCCGAGUGAGGGCCACGCCAUCACGGACGCCAGCCUGACGUGUCCGUGUCCAUGUCCAACGACAGGGCCCCAAGAGAGGAGCCCUAGCCCAGGGCCACUCUUUGAGGGCCCGGCUCCUGCCGCCCCUCCCCCGGUGCCCUCAGUCCUCAGGCGCGGUCCCGGGGGAUGGGGGUGGGGGCGGCGAAGGUUUCGGUGCGCUGGGGCCGGGACUGAAGGCUCAGGUUCGGGAGUGCGGGGGCGACUGGACCCAGCGGGAGGGGGCGGGGGUGAGCGGAUGAUGCAACUGCCCCUCGGCGCCUCCCGCGCCCCCAGAUUGGCCGGUUCCAGGGCGGCCGCGCCGCGGAUUGGCUGGGGCGGGGGGCCCCCCGGCGCUGGGUGCCGCGUGGCGGGCGCGCAGCUGCGGACAGGGGGAGACUCGCACCGAGUAACUGGCUGCUCCUGCAGAGACGGUGCCAGCUGUGAGGGCAGUGGGCGCAGGCCUCCAGACACCAUGAGCGUGGGCUUCAUCGGGGCUGGCCAGCUGGCCUUUGCCCUGGCCAAGGGCUUCACAGCAGCCGGUGUCCUGGCUGCCCACAAGAUAAUGGCCAGCUCCCCAGACAUGGACCUGGCCACUGUUUCUGCCCUCAGGAAGAUGGGGGUGAACCUGACGCCCCACAACAAGGAGACCGUGCAGCACAGUGAUGUGCUCUUCCUGGCGGUGAAACCACACAUUAUCCCUUUCAUCCUGGAUGAGAUUGCCGCCGACAUUGAGGAUCGGCACAUCGUGGUGUCCUGUGCAGCUGGUGUUACCAUCAGUUCCAUCGAGAAGAAGCUGACAGCGUUCCAGCCGGCCCCCAAAGUCAUCCGCUGCAUGACCAACACGCCGGUCGUAGUGCGGGAAGGAGCCACUGUGUAUGCCACGGGCACCCACGCCCAGGUGGAGGAUGGCAGGCUCCUGGAGCAGCUCAUGAGCAGUGUGGGCUUUUGCACGGAGGUGGAGGAGGACCUGAUUGAUGCUGUCACGGGACUCAGCGGCAGCGGCCCAGCUUAUGCAUUCACAGCCCUGGAUGCACUGGCUGAUGGGGGUGUGAAGAUGGGGCUUCCAAGGCGCCUGGCAGUCCGCCUCGGGGCCCAGGCUUUGCUGGGGGCCGCCAAGAUGCUACUGGACUCCGAACAGCACCCAGGCCAGCUCAAGGACAACGUCUGCUCUCCCGGUGGGGCCACCAUCCACGCCUUGCACGUGCUGGAGAGCGGGGGCUUUCGCUCCCUGCUCAUCAAUGCCGUGGAGGCCUCUUGCAUCCGCACACGAGAGCUGCAGUCCGUGGCCGACCGGGAGAAGGUCUCACCAGCUGCCAUCAAGAAGACCAUCCUGGACAAGGUGAAGCUGGACUCCCCUCCCGGCACCUUACUGGCCCCUUCUGGCCACUCCAAGCUGCUGCCCCGCAGCAUGGCCCCGGCAGGCAAGAAGGACUGAGGUGUCCAACCUGCCCGCAGGCCACUCUCUGCCUUUUCCUCCUGGGCUCGGAGCUCUGUGCUGGGAGUGUCUAGCCCCAGGCCUCACAGGAUGUCCUCACAUCCCCCGUGGCUCUGAUCCACUUGGGUCAGUGGAGCUGUAGCCAGGGAGGGGGCACAUCACUUCCCAGUGGGAACCUCCAUGGUCCCCAAGUGUGUCCUGGUCCAGAACAAGGAAGGAUUCUCUGACCUAAGCCUCCCCCUUCCUCUGCCCCAAACCAGGUCAGGACCACCUUCCUCCAGGGCUUGGGGGGCUUCAGCACCCAGUGUCAGCUGGCUUGGGCUUGAGUACAAAGGUCAAGGUCCCCCCCGACCCACCCCACCCCAACCAUGAAGGCCCAGCCAAGGAGAGAGCUUGAUCCCACUCCUGCCCUUUCUCCACUCUGCACUCCUUCCUCAGUGUGGGAAGGGCCAGAGGGUCCCUGGAAUCCAGCAAAAGGGCCCAUGGUUCUUGGCCAGCGUGACAUUUGAGAAAAGGGCUCCUCAGAUGGUUGAACGCCCGAGGCCCCAAUACACUCAGGCCAUCAUCUCCCAUUCCUGGUCCAACCAACAGAUGCUGUCAUUUCUGUCUCUGACUUUUCAGGUUAAAUAAAUUCGUUUUCAGCCCCAGUG
Messenger RNA from Lagenorhynchus albirostris (white-beaked dolphin), 2430 nucleotides. RefSeq names its product pyrroline-5-carboxylate reductase 1 (gene PYCR1). NCBI's taxonomy places the organism in Eukaryota, Metazoa, Chordata, Mammalia, Artiodactyla, Delphinidae. Gene Ontology annotation, molecular function: pyrroline-5-carboxylate reductase activity. The record is from RefSeq and is a predicted model, not a curated record. Bases 272 to 1780 code for a protein of 502 amino acids. Gene Ontology annotation, biological process: L-proline biosynthetic process. The transcript has 8 exons.